Messenger RNA from Cucurbita pepo subsp. pepo (vegetable marrow), 872 nucleotides. Lineage: Eukaryota; Viridiplantae; Streptophyta; Magnoliopsida; Cucurbitales; Cucurbitaceae. The record is from RefSeq and is a predicted model, not a curated record.
UACACGUUUCCGGUCACUUUCUCUCUUUUUUUCCUCCAAAUUUCUAACCAAAAUAACUCCGAUCACUCACCAAUGGCCAACGCCACCGUGCCGGAGACCGACUUAGGUGGCGUAAAUUCUUCGCCGUCAUCUUCGUCCUCCUCGUCUCGGCCCAAACAAGACGGUACCCAAUUGAAGCGUGGGCGAGAAAAUAACAACAACAGCAACAAUAACAACAACAAUCGACACCCAAUUUACCGUGGCGUCCGAAUGAGGGUGUGGGGCAAAUGGGUGUCGGAAAUUCGAGAACCAAAGAAGAAGAGUAGGAUCUGGCUAGGCACUUUCGCGACGCCUGAAAUGGCGGCGCGUGCUCACGACGUCGCCGCACUUACCAUCAAAGGCAACUCGGCUAUCCUCAAUUUCCCUGAACUCGCCGCCUCAUUCCCCCGCCCCGUUUCCUCCUCCCCCCGUGACGUUCAAUUCGCAGCCGGCCUCGCCGCCUCAAUGCAACUCCCCAACGUCGACCUUCCUCCACCCCCUCCGCCGUUAUCUCCAUCCUCUCAGUCGCCGUCGCCUCCGCUUUCAUCGUCAUCUGAGUUGGACGAGUCGACGCCGGAGGAACUGAGUGAAAUCGUGAAGCUGCCGAGUUUGGGGACGAGUUACGAGGAAUCGGGCGAGUUCGUGUGUGACGAGUGGCAGUAUAGUUGUGGGCCAUGGUAUCAAAAUCAAAGCAGAAGGGAAGAAGAAGAAGAAGAAGCUUACGAGUACUUUAGAGAUCAAAUGGCAAUGGCGGAAACAGAGUGUGUGAUUCCCGCUUCAUUUCAACCUUUACCUUUCUCGUGGUAACAUUAAAUUCAGAUCGGUUUGGCUGUGAAUUUGUUGUGUAAUCUUCU